AUGGCCGCCUCAACGAAUCCAGAGCAACAGCCGCUUCUGCCGGGUCUCGUUGGCGCUCGAAAGAACGGCUCCUUCGGCGACAUUGAUAGUGAGUCUCCAAACAACAAUGUCCUGUCGCGCGACGUCGAAGACGAUGUACUUCCGGAAGCGUCCCCGAUGGGGCGUAACAUUACCUGGCAAAGCGCCUACAUCAUAGUAAUGUCCAGAGUCAUCGGGAGCGGUAUCUUCGCCACACCAGGCGCCAUUUUGCGAUCUGUCGGGAGCCCAGGGCUUUCGUUACUCAUCUGGAUUGCCGGUGCAGUCAUAUCAGCCUGCGGCCUUGCCGUGUUGCUCGAGUACGGCUGCAUGCUGCCACGCUCUGGAGGGCAGAAGGUCUACCUUGAGUUCACGUACAGGCAUCCCCGGUUCCUCGCGUCGACGCUCGUCGCAAUAAACGCCGUUCUCCUGGGACUGACGGCAAGCAAUUGUGUCAUAUUCUCGCAGUAUAUUCUCUUUGCUUUUGAGGCGGAUUCUGUCAGCGACACGGUUCGCAAGAUAGUCGGAGCAGGCCUUUUGACGCUCGCGACCAUCAUUCAUGCAGUAACUCCAAGACUUGGCGUCAGGAUCCAAAAUGUCCUCGGGUGGUCAAAGAUUGGAAUUGUUGCUUUUAUGGUGCUCUCUGGCAUUUAUGUUGUCAUUCUUCGCCUUGCUAUCGGCGAUGAUAUGGGCCCGAGAUCAAGCGUUUCUCUGCAAGGUUGGGAUCAUUUGUGGCAGGGCAGCAUUUGGAACUGGGGCGCAAUCGCGACUGCCUUGUUCAAGGUCUUCUACUCAUACGCCGGCCUCGACAAUCUGAGCAAUGUUCUCAACGAAGUCAAGGACCCCGUUCGUACGCUACGGUCGGUGACACUCACAGCACUCUUCACCACAUGCGCAAUUUUCCUCCUCGUCAAUGUGGCCUACUUCCUCGUAGUGCCUAUUGACGAAAUAAGAGAAAGCGGCGAGCUUGUUGCCGCUUUAUUUUUCGAGCGCGUCUUCGGAGGGAACUUUGGGCGUCGAUUCCUGCCUCUUGUCGUCGCCUUGUCCGCGGUUGGCAAUGUCUUGGUCGUCGUGUUUGCCAUGGCGAGGCUCAAGCAGGAGAUUGCCAGGCAAGGCCUUCUGCCAUUCUCUGAGAGAUUGUCGUCCACUAUGCCCUUCAAUUCACCGCUGGGAGGCCUUUUACUCACCUACGUCCCGUCACUGCUGGUCAUUGUGCUUUCACCCUCACAAGAAGUGUUCUCGUUUAUCUUAGAGACCGAAGGAUACUCGGGGCAAAUUUUGGGCUUGCUCACUGGAGCCGGUCUUAUUUGGCUGCGGAUCAAGCGCCCGGAUCUCAAGAGGCCAUUCAAGGCUUGGACAUCGGCGGUCUUGUUCCGAUUCCUUCUCGGACUUGCCUUGCUCGCGGCUCCGUUCUUCCCCCCAUCCAAACAGCCCGCAGGCGGGCUCUACUACGCGACAUACGCCAUUGUUGGCGUCGCCAUAUUUGUUGGCAGUCUCUUGUAUUGGUAUGUAUGGACCAUUCUGCUCCCUCGCAUCCGUGGUUACACCCUGGAGGAAGAGACGGUGGUGCUUCAAGAUGGGACAGCGGUGACAAGGAUCAUUCACAAGGAGCGCUCAUCGUAG
Purpureocillium takamizusanense is the source of this 1638-nucleotide messenger RNA. It is a transcript of the gene MUP3, whose product is annotated as low-affinity methionine permease. Gene Ontology annotation, cellular component: membrane. The coding region runs from base 1 to 1638 and encodes 545 amino acids. The transcript has 3 exons. Gene Ontology annotation, biological process: amino acid transmembrane transport. The record is from RefSeq and is a predicted model, not a curated record. Gene Ontology annotation, molecular function: L-amino acid transmembrane transporter activity. Lineage: Eukaryota; Fungi; Ascomycota; Sordariomycetes; Hypocreales; Ophiocordycipitaceae.